GCGCGAUCUGGCAAAUUCUCUCUGUCCCAGCAGGCAAUGCACACACGGAGAGCGUACGCAGUGUUCACAGGCUAGGACAAGCUAGCAACGGAGGCGUGUGUGCUUUUCAAAACAUUCAAGAAAUAAAACCUAUAGUUUAUCCAAAAGAAGUCAAAGAAACAGGCUACGUGUCAUCAACAGGAUUAGGGAUGGAGUUCCCUGUGGACGUGUUGGGAUCAGUGAGACAUGAGGAGGAGGAGCAGGCAGCAGAGGGCUACAUGACCCAGCUACGAUACAUCAUCCCCGACAAGGCCGAGAGCUUUACCCUGCCCAGCCACAGAAUGAUCUGUAUCAGUCUGUGUAACGUUGGUUUAGUUCCCAUCUAUGGAGGAGACCUGAAGCAUAAGAUUCUGGCCCUGUUCGCCCCAGAGGACCAGCUCACAGCGGUAGCUUUGUUUCUGGCGGGUCAGUGGUGGUCUGUCGAGGACAUCCUCAGAACCUCCGACCCCUCCAGAACUGGCCUCCUCAAGGUGAGGAGUCUUGGUGAACGGAUCGUCCUGUACAUUCUGAACCGUAUCGUGUACCGCGUGGGUGAGAUAGACAAACCUGAGGUGCCCUUCCUGUGCCACGGACAGAACCACUUCGCCAAGCUCCUUUGGAAGGAUGGACACGCUGUCGGUUUCUACUCUGUCAAACCCAAAGACAGCUUGUGUAAUGGCUUUGUAACCCAACGCUACCAGCUGCCUGUUAUGGACUCCAUCUUUAUCAGGAAGUGUCAUCGUGGAAACCGUCAUGGUCUGCAGAUGCUGGAGGACUUUGUGGACUCUUUCAAAGAUGACCAGCUCGGCCUGAAGUACCCUCUCUCUCUAACCAUGUAUAAAGUGUGUGGCCAGUAUCUGUGUCGGUACCCAGCUGACCAGGACCUGCUGUGGGUGGUAGAGGGAGUGGGAGGACCCUACCAGAGAGAGAGAGUGGCCAACAAGAUCAAAACACUGAAGGUGGUGCUUCCCGUGGUGACGGCUAAUGGAGAUCACCAAGCAGCCUCUCUGGACAGCACAGACAUCAACAUGGAAGAGGGCUCAGAUAACUGUCUGGACAUCACCGAGGAUGUUUUGGUGCUGAAUAAGCCCCUCAAGUUAAUAGAAGCCCUGGACGGCACACCAGUGUCAACACAUACCUGGACUAGUGGACCUAAAAAGCGUGGCAGAGAAGAGAUGGAAGACUCUGAGGAGGAGAGCCAGCCUCUGAAGAUGAACAGAUUGGAGCAGGCAGAGCCCACCACUACAGCUGUGGAAGAGGAGGAGGAGGAGGCAGAGCCCACCACUACAGCUGUAGAGGGAGAGGAGGAGGAAGGAAGCAGGGGGGAUGAGACAGAGACUGGAGAAGCAGAGGCUGCUCUGUCCCCUAUAAAGGAGGCCAAAGCUCAGGAGGCUGAGGUCAAAGGAGAACUGACUGAUGACCAGGGAGAGGAGGAAGAGGUUGCCACACAGGAGCCUGAUGCUGUGCUGGAGAACAGAACGACAGAGGAAGAUGUGGAAAUGGAAGAGCAGGAUACGAAGGAAGAAGAUUACAUUGAGGCUAAAGACACCGUAGAUGCAGCUCCUGUGGCAUCAGAGGAAUUGGCUGAGACAGAAGCUGUGGUGGAGAAGGAGGCUCCUCUCCUGUUAGAAGAACCAGCCUCUGCUACAGAGAAGUCCACUCCGCCUGCAGAGCCAGCCCCAGCAGAGCCCUCCCUCUCUGGGGAGGUGAUUGAGGAGGCAGGCGAGGCCGCAGCUACACCCAUGGAAGGAGAGGAGGUAGAGGGAGAAAAGGAGGGGGAGGAGAAAGCAGUGAAGGAAGAGGAGAAAUCCAUGGAGGCGGCCAUCACAGUGGACAGCAGUAGCCAGGAAACAGUGGUCCAGAUAGGGGUAGCAGACCUGUCCUACCAGCCUCCGGAGGAAGGAGAGAACCAGCCUCUCACAGAGGAGGAGGCAAGAGAAGAGGUCAAAGGGGAUGAAAAGAAAGAGGUAGAAGAGAUGGAGAACGUUACAACCACAGAGGAUGAGAAAGAGGAGGGAGAGAGUGAGAGCUCAGACGAGGGUGGCGACGGUAAGGUCCUUUGGAGGAGAGGCAGUGGCCAAGCGGCGGUGCCUAAACAUAAAUCUAAGAGACUGAGCAGAGUGGUCAUGGAGCCCGAGGAGCAGGGCACAGAGCAGCCGGAGGUCACGGAGGAAGAGGAGGAGGAGGAGGAGGAAGCUAGAACGACAGAGGAGGAAGAGGGGGCUGUAAAGAAGAGCUUGGCUGAGGAAGAGGUGGAGGAAGAGGAGCAUCCACCAGUGAUUGACCAGAGAGCAUUGAGGAGGAAGAGCCGACAGGUCCAGGCUCCAAAGAAAGUCAAAGGGAAACGACGCAGCAAGAUCUAAACACAGCAUAUAUAAAAACGCACACAAAACACAUAUUUAGAGGUGUGCAGUAAGGGAUGUUUUCUACCUGCUUUUAGGGUUUGUAAGGCAUCUAAAGUUAACAUGUAUUAUCUCUGUACAAUGUUGUUUAGAUUUUUACUUUAGGUCGUUUUAUGAAAGGUUUAAGUACAUGAAUACUCAAUACUCUGUUGCAAUAAGUCAAUGUGAAGUCUUUUUAAGGUUCAGAAUUGAUUUUAUUCUUGUUUUUAUUGCCUUGCUCUUUCGGUACUGACUGAGAUUGAGUUUCACAGGCCUGAUGUGGUAGUUUUGAAGAUGAUUUUCAUUCUCUCGCCUCGUCCUUCACUGAGUCUGUGGUUGUUAUAUUUAUACUAUUUACAGUAUUUAAAGAGUUUGGGUUGAAAUGCACCUCCUUAGUUUGGAGAUGUUGGAGGAGUUAUUUGAUAAAAACAGUCAUUGAAGUUCUGUUCCAAUGAAAGCCAGCCGACCCAGUUGCUCUCGAAGACCAGGUUUUCCUACACCCCCUGUUUUAUGACCAGUCACUUGUAUUACGGAAUGAAAUGUUCUAAAAAUACCUGGGGUUUUCUCCAUGUUGUCUGAUCUCUUCAGAAGUGCUGAAAUAAUUUUUAUUUAGGAGAAAGCUGUGAAUGAACGUCAAUUAUAAUAUGUAAGUUGCACGGCACAGAUGCACACAUGCACAUUGAUAUAUAAACAUGUAUACACACAAAUAUAGUAUUUUGUGAAUAUACCCAGUAACUGAAAUUAGAAUAGGAAAAAUAGAUUUGGUUAUUAUUGUUCUUGCCCAAGUAUAAUUCAAGAUUAUAAUUUAAACUUGAUCUUAUAUCUAAUAGCAUGUUUAAUUGCAAGUGUAUUGAUUUUAAGGGUAAAAUAUGUAUAUUACAGUAAGUAGAUGAUAGCAGAAUUGAAGUGAAUGUGACUCUAUAUACCAGUGAUAUUUUUGUUAUAUACACUGUUGUAUAAUGGCACAACAUUCACUGUUUAGAAACACAAAUUUGCUACACAAGUUGAGCUAUUUCUGCGUGAAUUUGAUGCUGUCAUUGACCGUGUCGCUUCACUGGUAAAGGUACGUUGAGGCAAAGAUAAAGCAGAAUCUGUCAGUGGGCUGUUUAUGUUCCAUGGCUAUGGGUUAAUAUAGUGCUCAAAAAAAAUAAAGGGAACACUAAAAUAACACAUCCUAGAUCUGAAUGUGCUGACAACAAAAUCACACAAAUUAUCAAUGGAAAUCAAAUUUAUCAACCCAUGGAGGUCUGGAUUUGGAUGUCAGAAUGAGGCUCAGUAGUGUGUGUGGCCUCCACGUGCCUGUAUGACCUCCCUACAACGCCUGGGCAUGCUCCUGAUGAGGUGGCGGAUGGUCUCCUGAGGGAUCUCCUCCCAGACCUGGACUAAAGCAUCCGCCAACUCCUGGACAGUCUGUGGUGCAACGUGGCGUUGGUGGAUGGAGCGAGACAUGAUGUCCCAGAUGUGCUCAAUUGGACUCAGGUCUGGGGAACGGGCGGGCCAGUCCAUAGCAUCAAUGCCUUCCUCUUGUAGGAACUGCUGACACACUCCAGCCACAUGAGGUCUAGCAUUGUCUUGCAUUAGGAGGAACCCAGGGCCAACCGCACCAGCAUAUGGUCUCACAAGGGGUCUGAGGAUCUCAUCUCGGUACCUAAUGGCAGUCAGGCUACCUCUGGCGAGCACAUGGAGGGCUGUGCGGCCCCCCAAAGAAAUGCCACCCCACACCAUGACUGACCCACCGCCAAACCGGUCAUGCUGGAGGAUGUUGCAGGCAGCAGAACGUUCUCCUACGGCGUCUCCAGACUGUGUCACGUCUGUCACAUGUGCUCAGUGUGAACCUGAUUUAAUCUGUGAAGAGCACAGGGCGCCAGUGGCGAAUUUGCCAAUCUUGGUGUUCUCUGGCAAAUGCCAAACGUCCUGCACGGUGUUGGGCUGUAGGCACAUCCCCCACCUGUGGACGUCGGGCCCUCAUACCAUCCUCAUGGAGUCUGUUUCUGACCGUUUGAGCAGACACAUGCACAUUUGUGGCCUGCUGGAGGUCAUUUUGCAGGGCUCUGGCAGUGCUCCUCCUGCUCCUCCUUGCACAAAGGCGGAGGUAGCGGUCCUGCUGCUGGGUUAUUCCCCUCCUACGGCCUCCUCCACGUCUCCUGAUGUACUGGCCUGUCUCCUGGUAGCGCCUCCAUGCUCUGGACACUAUGCUGACAGACACAGCAAACCUUCUUGCCACAGCUCGCAUUGAUGUGCCAUCCUGGAUGAGCUGCACUACCUGAGCCACUUGUGUGGGUUGUAGACUCCGUCUCAUGCUACCACUAGAGUGAAAGCACCGCCAGCAUUCAAAAGUGACCAAAACAUCAGCCAGGAAGCAUAGGAACUGAGAAGUGGUCUGUGGUCACCACCUGCAGAACCACUCCUUUAUUCGGGGUGUCUUGCUAAUUGCCUAUCAUUUCCACCUGUUGUCUAUUCCAUUUGCACAGCAGCAUGUGAAAUUUAUUGUCAAUCAGUGUUGCUUCCUAAGUGGACAGUUUGAGAUCACAGAAGUGUGAUUGACUUGGAGUUACAUUGUGUUGUUUAAGUGUUCCCUUAAUUUUUUUUGAACAGUGUAUAUAGACCCUACACCUGGGUCAUAUUCACUAAGCACCAAACAAAAGAAGGAAACCUUAAACAGGGAGGGACUACCUGAGACUGGUUUUAGGCAAAGUGUUUCUCUAUUAGUAUGACUGCUGUUUGUUAGCUCUAGCUGUGUCCAGGCUGGUCAUGUAAAAGCUACAUCGUAAAACACCUGGUGGAUCUCAAUAGUCUACAGGGGUUUUGUCUCCUUAGCUCUCCUUCACUUGCACUGAUCUGAAAACAACUAGAGAUAAGUUAAAGCAAUAUGGCAGAAACCUGCCUGGGGAUUUUCCACUUCCAGAUCAGUGAAGGAGACGAGGAGAGGAUGCCACUGUAUGCACCCCAUUUGUUGAUUGUGGACAAUCAGUUUCAACCACCACUACACUUGUGGGUUGAUUCCUUUACGUAUGUUGCUAUCAUCCACCUGUUAAUACUCCCCGGGCCCCCAAAAUGACCCCGGGCCCCCAAAAUGUGAAUAAAGGCUUAGUUUUAACUCCGAUGUACGGAAUUUACAUAGUUGUGGUUGUUUUCAGUUUGAAUGUGUCCUGGAUAUAAAGCAACAGAGGAGGAGUCAUUGAGCUGCAUUUAGUUUAGCAUGGCCUCUACUAGCGUUUUCAGAUUCAGGUUGAAUAUAGAAGUCACCUCUUGGUGGUGCUCAUAUUCUGCCUUGGCUGCUGUGGUUCCCACUGUCUUCUGUGUCUAGGGUGGUUUAAUCCAGACUUCCUAGAUAUCUACAGGCUUACCCCAGGGCUGUGUUCAGUGGCGUCCGAUGUUACAGAAGGUGAAGAUGGAAAGAGAUUCUGUUAGCUGGGCACAAGACAAUCCUGUCUGCAAUGUUCAGCACGCGGCACCUUCCUGAACGUACCCUAAUACUCUUAAGUCUUAAUCUUACCUCAUUCACAACCAAUAGCCAGAAUAUGGCAGGUUUUAGUGUGUCUGUUCCAAAUGGCAAAUUAUUCCCUAUAUAGUCCACUAUAAUCUUUUAUUUAACUAGGCAAGUCAGUUAAGAACAAAUCUUAUUUAGAAUGACGGCCUACCCCGGCCUUACCCGGACGACACUGGGCCAAUUGUGCACCGCCAUAUGUCACUCCCAAUCACAGCUGGUUGUAAUACAGCCUGGAAUCGAACCAGGGUCUAUAGUGAUGCCUCUAGCACUGAUAUGCAGCUCCUUAGACCGCUGCGCCAAUAAAAUAAAUAAAUGGUGCACUAUAAAGGGAACUGGGUGCCAUGUAGGAUACACUUACGUUUCUUCUGUUGAAUGUUUUCAGUGAUCAGUUUGUGGUUGGAGAGAUGUGUUGACACCAAUGUAAGACAUCUGCUAUGGGAGUGGUUUCAUUUCAGGGACUGAUACGGUUUAAAAUCAAUCAAUUCAGGAGAAGAAUCUAGAUGAAAUGAAUGAAUUGAGUGUUUACUUUCCUAUGAUUUCAAAAGAAAGAAAAAUGUGUGCGUUUUAUUUAAUGAUCCCUGCCUGUGUUAGGGACCUUGUUUUCCGUGUUGAGCUUUAACUAAUAAGUAGAAUUUCAAAUCACCUGAAUUCACUGAGUUAUAGCAGAUUUAAACUAAUUCCUGCAUCUUGUGAUGUUACUGGACAUUUACUAUUGGUUCGUCAGCUGUUUUAGUAUGGACUACUGUUUAUCUUAAUAUAUCUUACUGAACGUCUUUCAGCCUAUGAAUUCCUUGUAGUUAAUAAACUAUUUUUUUCUGGAA
Oncorhynchus nerka (sockeye salmon) is the source of this 6710-nucleotide messenger RNA. It is a transcript of the gene fam169ab, whose product is annotated as family with sequence similarity 169 member Ab. Bases 189 to 2381 code for a protein of 730 amino acids. Lineage: Eukaryota; Metazoa; Chordata; Actinopteri; Salmoniformes; Salmonidae. The record is from RefSeq and is a predicted model, not a curated record. The transcript has 13 exons.